Messenger RNA from Halichondria panicea, 1971 nucleotides. Its product is annotated as ufm1-specific protease 2-like. Bases 80 to 1909 code for a protein of 609 amino acids. NCBI's taxonomy places the organism in Eukaryota, Metazoa, Porifera, Demospongiae, Suberitida, Halichondriidae. The transcript has 12 exons. The record is from RefSeq and is a predicted model, not a curated record.
UGAUAAGGUUCAAAGGUCAAAUUAGGUGGCCUUUGCAGAGUGGGCGUGGUGCCAUGUGUAGUUAGCUAGCUAGCUAGCUAUGGAAAUCAUUCUGGACCAGGAUAAGCUGAAAGGCUGUCGUGGCCUGGGUGUGCUGGUGACAUUGAAACAAGCGCCAGCACUGACUGUAGUGGGCCAAUAUGCCUGUGUUCCAGCCAAUCAGAGUGUACCACAACUGGAAUCUGUUGGUCUACCUACUCCAGACUGGGUCAAUACGACUGAGGAGGCCAGGAGUCAUUUCCCUGGUGGCUGUGAUGUCAGACGUGGUGUGUGGGUGUGUGUAGAUUCAAAGGCGACGACUAGUGCAGUAUGGACAAUGCUGACCUCAAUUACUCGCAUCUUGGAAGUGUUAUGUCCAGAGGUGUUAGCCGUGCUGUACAGAGAUGGAACUGAAAUGGAGUGUUUCACUAUCGACUCUGGUAGUCUGAGUAGUCAGUCAGUGGGGCUAGCCACGACCUCUCUCCAGAGCUACCUUACCGAGAGCACUCUUCUCUGUCGACUCCUAAUUUCCGUCCCUCUAUACUUACCUGAAGGACAGCCAGUGUCCACUUCGUUUUCCUCUGUUGAAGAGUUCUUCAACAACAGCUCGACAAUAUUCUGUGUAUCCUCAAAACCACCAUUGAUCUUCAGUGAGUCUACCACUAGUGGGACAGCAGUCAGGAGGUUGAUCAAAGCCAAGCCACAAGACCCAGUCGCAACUCUCCCUAGCUCCUCCCAGCACAUACCCCAUGCUCAGACAGGCCCUGUGAUUAUUGAGCUUCUCAGAGACCACACCCAACCAACAGACACUCCAUCACUCACUGUGUCUAAUCCUCUACCCAACAAUUGCUUAAAAGUCAGUCUGUCGGUGGAUGUGCUGGUACUGGCCAAUAUCACUUCACCUUUGAGGGAACUGGCUGCCGUUUGUAGAGAGAAAUUAACCACCCACCUAAAAUCAAUUGCCAAAGGCAUUACAUGGAAGGAGGGAAGUGUGUGUACUGUGACCACCCACCACUUAGCCCUAUGGAACCAACACUGUCCGGUGACAAUCGUCUACCCACACACAGCCCACUCGUGGGAAAGUCUUGACAAUCCUCUACCAGUCACCACUGACGACCUGCGACUUUACAGAGAGGAGCUACACAAGAGACUGUGUCUUGGAACAGACCUGCCAUAUCUCAGGGUACCGAGACAACCAACAAAGCAAGGCUCUCCAUGGCUCACGUCUAAUAUAAUGCUUAGUACAGGUUCUCAGCUACUCAAUCCUCACCACCAUCUCAAACAGACAGUCAAGACUGGGAGUCUGGCAACAGUGCAAGGAGACUAUCUCUACUACCACUACAUGCAAAAUGGUUUCAAUGACAAUGGCUGGGGUUGUGCCUACCGAUCGCUACAGACCCUCUGGUCUUGGUUCUGGCUUCAAGGCUACACAGACAAGCCACCACCAACACACAAGGAAAUUCAAGAGAGUGUAGUGGCAGCAAAGACAAGGAGCUCUUCUCUGAUUGGCUCCAAGGAAUGGAUUGGGUCGAUUGAAGUCAGCAACUCCCUCAAUCAACUGCUAGGGUUGGUGUCCAUAAUCAAGCCCCAAAUUAAAGGCCCUGACAUGGCCAGUGUGGGGAGAGUUUUGCUGGAGCAUUUCAGAACACACGGGACUCCAGUUAUGAUCGGUGGAGGAGUGUUAGCACACACUAUUCUGGGAGUGACCUUCAAUGACACCACAGGAGAAACACAAUUUCUCAUUCUAGAUCCACACUACACUGGUACAGAGGACAUUAAUACCAUCACUGCCAAGGGCAAAUGGUGUGGGUGGAAAAAAGUGUCAUUCUGGGACGAAAAAGCCAGCUACAAUCUCUGCAUGCCAAAGAAACCCACUGACUUCUUGUUAUAGUUUCAAAUGCAAUUUGUGUAUAUUUUUUCGAUGCUUUCAAAUCAAUGUCAUAAUUUUGUCAA